AUGAACAACACCUCUGCAGUCCUGGCUGCCCCCACUGCGGUGACGGAGACAGCGGGAAGCGUCUACGAGCUGGUGGGCAGACCCCGGUUGGACUGGUGGCAGGCGGCCCAAUACUGUGAAGAGCGCUUUGCCCAGCUGGUGCCCAAGACCCAGGCCAGCGAGAGGACUGCCCUUCUAACCAUCCUGCAUGGCCACCAGGUUCCCGCCCCUGACCUCUUCGCCGACACCAUUCAGGAUUUUCGAAAUGACCCCAGUCCCCAUCCCAGAGUGAGGAGACUCCAAAUCUCCAGCUCUCACUGUACUCUCUGCCAUGUCACCCUGCGGCAGACAUCUGUGGAAGUAGAGGAGCUGAAAACUUUGCCAGCCCUGGUGUUCUCCAGCAAAACAGCCACGCGGUACGCACGGGUACUGGUUGAUUUUCCCGAGCUGCCUGCGGUGACUGCCUGUGCCCAUAUCCAGUGGGACACGUCCUCGCAGGAGGUGGCCACCAUCUUCUCCUAUGCGGUUCCAGCCUUCAACAACGAGCUGCAGCUGCGGGGCUUUGCUGACCAGACUGGCUCCGUCUACCUCGCCCUCAUCGUCCACGGGCACCAUUCCCCCUACCUGCCUGCCUUCCAGCGGGAUGGGCACUGGCACCACAUCUGCCUCACCUGGGAACAGCGGAGAGGGAACUGGGCGCUGUUCGCCGACGGGAAGCACCAAGCUGAGGCGGAGGGGCUGUCGGCCAACCAGCCCAUUUACGCCCAGGGUGUCUUCAUUGUUGGACAGGACCAGGAUUCCUUGGGAGGCAGCUUCCGGGAGACAGAAUCCUUUAGCGGAAACAUCACUGGCCUCCAUAUCUGGGGGAGGGUACUCGAUGAGGCCCAGCUGGAGAGGGUGUGGGCAUGUGUGGUCCCCGAAAGGGAGCUUAUAUUCCGCUGGGACAGCCGGGCACUGGAGAUCGAGGCCACCGUGCAGGAGCUGUCGGUCCAGCUUGUGUGCCCAGGUCCCGUGGAGGAAUGCCCGGUGCUGGAUGGGGUCAGCGGAGAGCCUGGCUUUGUAGUGUGCCUGAAGCCCCUGCCCUUCAUCUGCAGCUACCAGAAAGACAUGUUCCACCGCCUGAAGCACCUUCAGUCGCCAUUCGGCCGAGCAUUCAUCAGGAGGGUGAACUCACUGGCUAACGCCACGGUGUUGCUGGAAGACAUUUUCGCAGAGGGCAGUGAGAUCCUGCGUGCUGUGGACGCUAUUAGCUUCCUGGGUGUCCUGCAGCAAGUUCUGGAGAGCAAGGGGAAGCAGCAACAACAGCAGGAGGAAGAGGAAGAGGAAGGUGGGAAGGAACCAGUCCUCCUGCAGUCAGCAGACCUACUCUCUGUGGUGCAGUUCCUGAAGAGAGUGUCAGGCAUCGAGGUGGAAGGGCGAGAGUCUGCAGGGACGCUGGAACAGCUGAGCCAACGCUUCGUGGCUGUAACCAGCCUGGUUUUGGCAGAGCAGAAUACAGCCAAGUGGCUGGAAAUCAGUGAGAUUGUCCGAGGCCCGAUGAUCCUGGUGGAGAGCAUGACCCGGCUUGUGUCCAACCUGAGCCCUUUACUCAUGGCUGAGCGCGCAAAGGUCACUGUCCAGCACCAGGACGUGGGCUUCGAGGCCAGGAACAUCAACCUGAGCCAGGCUGCUGAGAGGGACAUCUACAGGCCUCUUGCUGGCCUGAGGGGAGGUGAUCGAAUUGAAAUCUGCUCUGAAGAAAUCAAAGGUCUCCAAAAGAGAGGUCUCUCUAGAGUCACGGUGAUCAACACCUGGUUUGGCUACGGAGCCCUCCAGCGCAGCCUGGGCCAGACUGGCCACCCGGUCAUGGGUCAGAGCAUCUCCGUGACAGAUGGUGGGCAGAAGUAUCUGCAAACCAAGGUAGGGUCAGCUCUCAUCUCGUCCUUGCUGUUGAGUGACUUCCAGGAACUCAACUCAGCUGUGCAGUACCAUCUCUUACACCGAGUUCAGGAUCUUCCCAAUACGCUGGUAGAGCCCAUCUGUGCUUUCUGGAAUUUCAGAGGAGCCUGGUCCAGCGUAGGCUGCUCUGUAGAGGUAGCCCACCAGGACUCCACCUCUUGCUCCUGCAACCACAGCACCAACUUUGCGGUUCUGCUCCAGGUGUAUGAGGUUCAGAGGAGCUUGGAAGAGGAGUCGAUGCUAAAGACCUUGACGUUCAUUGGCUGUGGAGUGUCAUUCUGUGCUUUAAUCAUCACCUUUGUCCUCUUCCUGGCUGUGGGUGUCCCUAAAUCUGAGCGGACCACCGUGCACAAGAAUCUCAUCUUCGCUUUGGCAGUGGCAGAGGCCCUACUCAUGUUCAGCGAGUGGGCAAAAACCAAUAAGGUGGCGUGCUUCACUGUCACGGCAUUGCUGCACCUCUUCUUCCUGGCUGCUUUCGCUUGGAUGCUGGUGGAGGGACUACUGCUGUGGAGUAAAGUCGUGGCCGUCAAUAUGAGCGAGGACAGGCGUAUGGUGUUUUACUAUAUGACGGGCUGGGGCCUGCCAGUGAUCAUCGUGGGGAUCACCCUGGCCAUCUCCUUUAAUGAGUAUGUGGCGGACACCUACUGCUGGCUGAACGUACAGACCGACAUCAUCUGGGCAUUUGUUGGGCCUGUUCUGUUUGUACUUAUGGUGAAUGCCUUCAUCCUGAUUCGAGUGGUGGUGAUCACCGUAUCCAGUGCCCGGCGCCGGUCCAGGAUGCUGACCCCCAAGUACAACUUGGAGAAGCAGAUCGGCAUCCAGAUUUGGGCCACUGCCAAGCCAGUGCUAGUUCUGCUGCCAGUACUGGGGCUGACGUGGCUGUGUGGCAUGUUGGUUCAUGUCAGUGUGGCCUGGGCCUAUGUGUUCAUCACUCUCAACUCCCUCCAGGGACUUUAUAUAUUCCUGGUCUACGCCAUCUAUAACACCGAGGUCAGGAAUGCUAUCCAGAGGAUAAAGGAGAAGAAGAAAGCACUCUCGUUCACGGCUGUAGAACUGACUGCAUUCAAGUCAUCAGACCACCCCGCUUCCCCCUUCCGAGUCCUGACCAAGGAUGUGCGGUGCACGUGUGGCCCUCAGUAA
Ornithorhynchus anatinus (platypus) is the source of this 3057-nucleotide messenger RNA. RefSeq names its product adhesion G protein-coupled receptor D2 (gene ADGRD2). Gene Ontology annotation, molecular function: G protein-coupled receptor activity. The record is from RefSeq and is a predicted model, not a curated record. Gene Ontology annotation, biological process: adenylate cyclase-activating G protein-coupled receptor signaling pathway; cell surface receptor signaling pathway. Lineage: Eukaryota; Metazoa; Chordata; Mammalia; Monotremata; Ornithorhynchidae. The transcript is spliced from 23 exons. Gene Ontology annotation, cellular component: membrane. The coding region runs from base 1 to 3057 and encodes 1018 amino acids.